Molecule: messenger RNA, 1606 nt
Organism: Cuscuta campestris
Lineage: Eukaryota; Viridiplantae; Streptophyta; Magnoliopsida; Solanales; Convolvulaceae
Source: the annotation of a GenBank genome assembly
AGUAACUUAUUAUUACUAAAAAAUUGGACGUAAUGAAAGUAAGAAUAACUUAUUAUUGUUAAAAAAAGUCAUAUAUGAGAUAUGGCUUAAUUGUAUGAAAAAAAAAGAAAUCCUCACAUGUCUUUAUAAUGGAAAAUGAAAAAAAUACACGAAUUCACGGCAAAGUUAAUAGAAGAACCAACUGUGCAACACUAUCGUAACUUGAAGAACUAUUUGUAAACUUUUUAAAGUUGAAGUACUAACCAUGCAUAAUACAUUGACUUGAAGCACUAACGGUGAAAUUUAGGCUUUUUUUAUCUUCGUAUUUUGUGAUAGCAAUGACAGAGUAUUAAUAUUCUGAUGAGUUUCUGAACUAUACUGUUUUUACUUUUUCUUUUCUUUUUUUCAAAACUUGAUUUGUUUGAAAAUGUGUCAAAUGAUGAUAUUUUAAAAACAUAUAUACAAGGCUCUACAAAUCCAGAAAAUGCUGAGGAGAAGAUUAUCUUCACUUAUACCAACAACAAUACUUGCUGCCCAGAAUCACCACCUCCAACACACGUCAAAGUUUAUCCAUUUCUUGCCUCUACAUCUCGCCUCACAGCCGUUCCUGCAAUGCUGGCCUGAUAUCACAAAGCCCGCCUGCGAAAUUGGGGGUAUACAUGCCUACAGCAGCCUAUUGGCGCUGAAUGAUCUGAGGGACAACCCGGGGGCCCGCAAGCAGAAGACCCGGAAGGGGCGUGGUAUUGGUUCAGGAAAGGGGAAGACUGCAGGACGGGGUCAUAAGGGUCAGAAAGCCCGUGGUACAAUGAAGUUUGGAUUUGAAGGUGGGCAAACACCACUUCGUCGCCGCCUCCCCAAACGGGGCUUUAAGAAUCCAUUCAGCCUCACAUUUCAGCCUGUAGGCCUAGGAAAAAUUGCAAAGCUGAUAAAUGCUGGGAAGAUAGAUUCCUCAGAGCUAAUCACAAUGAAAACCCUAAAGGAUACUGGGGCAAUAGGGAAGCAAAUUGAAGAUGGAGUCCGAUUGAUGGGACGUGGUGCGGAGCAUAUUCAAUGGCCCAUCCAUCUUGAGGUCUCUAGGGUCACAGUGAGGGCAAAAGCUGCAGUAGAAGCCGCUGGUGGGUCUGUAAGGAGAGUCUAUUACAACAAAUUGGGUUUGCGGGCCCUGCUCAAGCCCGAAUGGUUUGAAAAGAAGGGGCGGUUACUCCCCAAAGCAGCAAGGCCUCCGCCAAAACUGAAACACAAAGUAGACAGUAUAGGCCGAUUGCCUGCACCAACAAAGCCGAUACCGUUUACAACUGAAGAAAAAGAGGCAAUGUCCGCUGCUGCCGCUUGUUGAACAGGCAAUUCAUUUGAGUAUGUUUUUGUUUUGCCUAAUUUUGCUGGGGAGAGAAGAACAAGAAUCGUGGUUUUCUCUUUAGCUUGUUUUGAAAGAUUUUGUGUUUUUGGAUAUAUAUAAUUUAUCUAAGGAUGGCGUGGUUUAGAGCCUCUCAGGAUAGGCUUUAACAAGCAAGUGCUAGUCGAGAGACAAUGAGACGUUUAAAGUUUGCUUGAAUGAUAAUGUAAAAAUUACGCAUUAUUGUACACUUUUGACUUAGCUAAACUGUAAGAAUAAUUAUUUUUAAAUUUU